Saccoglossus kowalevskii is the source of this 3513-nucleotide messenger RNA. RefSeq names its product small G protein signaling modulator 1. Lineage: Eukaryota; Metazoa; Hemichordata; Enteropneusta; Harrimaniidae. Gene Ontology annotation, molecular function: GTPase activator activity. The record is from RefSeq and is a predicted model, not a curated record. Gene Ontology annotation, biological process: activation of GTPase activity.
AUGCCAUUGGGAUUGGGAUGUCAAUGGGAUUGGGAUGCCAUUGGGAUUGGGAUGUCAUUGGGAUUGGGAUUGGGAUUCAUUGGGAUUGGGAUGUCAUUGGGAUUGGGAUGUCAUUGGGAUUGGGAUGUCUUUGGGAUUGGGAUGUCUUUGGGAUUGGGAUGUCAUUGGGAUUGGGAUGUCAUUGAGAUUGGGAUGUCAUUGGGAUUGGGAUGUCAUUGGGAUUGGGAUGUCAUUGAGAUUGGGAUGUCAUUGAGAUUGGGAUGUCAAGCAGAUUAUGGAAGAAGCGGUCACCCGGAAGUUUGUCAUGAAGACAGCGGAUGCAUACGUUCUCUCUGCGCUUCUGUUGAUGCAUCUUUGACGCAAGGUUUAAAGAAAAGAGUUGGAGGAUUACUUAAAAGUUACACAACUGCUUCUCUGUUCAAACAAUGUGCCAAACAAUGCACGCCUGCUUUACUAGUUGCUCAAAAGUUGCUGAAAUUGAAGCCGAAAUUGAGAAUGCACACAUUUGGUGUCAUUUUUGAAUCAAAAAAUGGAGACAGUUCGCGACCCGUGAUGAUUCUUUCUCCACUAGUACAGAAGCACUUAUGGAUAAGGACAGCUUUAUUUGAGAAACACUUAGCUAAGAUUAUUGAACAUUUAGUAGAGAACAAUAGUAAAUAUUAUGAAAAGGAAGCACUACUUGCUGAUCCAGUUGAUGGGCCAAUUCUAAGUUCUUUGCUCGUUGGGCCUUGCGCAUUGGACUAUUCCAAAAUGAAGACACCAGACCACUACUGGACUGACCCACCGGCAGAUGAAUUAGUACAGAGGCAUAGAAUACAUAGCAGUAAUCCAGCCACACUAAAUCAGCCACAAUCACCUAAGAGACCCAGUCUACAGAUAAACAAGAGAGGUGGCAGUACCACAAGUGAUGAAGGCAGAGUUCCGAUGUCAGCCAGAGAUUAUGUGGAAUCUUUGCAUCAGAACUCAAAAUCAACAUUAUUAUAUGGAAAAAAUAAUGUCCUAGUACAACCUAAAGAAGAUAUAGAAUUAGUGCCUGGGUAUUUGUCACUACAUCAAGGCGUGGAAGGACUGACUAUAAAAUGGACCCCAAAUCAACUCAUGAAUGGUUGCUCUGAAGACAGUGAAUCAGAAACUGACAAAAGUUUGUACUGGGAUUAUGCAGUCACUGUGCAUUUAGAUGAGAUCGUAUACCUGCAUUGUCAUCAACAACCUGAUAGUGGUGGCACUAUUGUGCUUGUUGGUCAAGAUGGUGUUCAGAGACCUCCGAUUCACUUCCCUAAAGGAGGUCACCUCCUGGCCUUCUUAUCGUGUCUUGAGAAUGGCCUGCUUCCUCAUGGCCAGUUGGAUCCUCCACUAUGGUCUCAACGAGGAAAGGGGAAAGUGUUUCCAAAGCUUCGACGGAAGAACUCACAAACAAACAUACAGAAGUCACAAGAUGAUACUCAAAUCUUUGAUGGAGAAGAGGCUACAGACUACGUCUUCAGGAUAGUCUCAACUUUCAAACCAGAGUUAGUUCCUCAGGAGUUGGUUGAUCCUAAAGCUACCCCAAAUGGAAAGUUCACUUUUAUGCCGUGGACUACGAAGGAACGAGCGCGACAUAAAUUGACACGUUCACAGCCAGCCAUUGUUCAGCAAGUGAGCACUACGAGUGCUCCUUAUUUUACCACUCAGAUGACAACUCAAGUCUCAGCACUGGGAGGAACUGGAUCUCCUACAAGUCUCUUCACACUGUGUUGCUCUAGUCUGUUUAAAUACUGUGGUACCCCAUGUUCCAUUACAGGGCUGGCCCACUGUCGUCAUUUACACACCGUACGGACCCACCUCUCAGGGCUCGUGAAUCAUGCCAUUAUACCAUGUGAAGAGCCAUCAGAUGCCACCGAUGGAUUGACUGUUGAAAAGUGGCAAUCAAUGCAACAGAAUGGCAAGGUGCACAAUCAAGAGGAGCUUGUAAGAUUGGUCUACUAUGGUGGAGUCACACAUGAAAUCAGAAAAGAGGUUUGGCCGUAUUUACUGGGUCAUUACCAGUACGGUUCCAGUGAAGAAGAUCGUGCUAACCAUGAUGAGGUCGUGCGGCAGUCUUACGAGCAGACAAUGACAGAAUGGCUAGCAGUGGAAGCCAUUGUGAAACAACGAGAUCGGGAAAUACAGGCUGCCAAUCUUGCCAAGUUAUCAUCUGAUAACAGUUUUGACGGGCAAAUCCCAUUGCAUCGGGAAGCCUCCAAUGACCAUGAAUUGGACAAUGAGGUUUUCGAAGAUGAUGGGGAGUACUUACAAAAUGGGGAGGUUGAUGAAAAAAUCAAAAUGCAAGAGAGCGUUGAUGAGGAAAGUGCUAAUCAAGAAGUGAAGGAAAUCACUGAUGGGAUUAUUGCUCAGGAGAAAAUUGAUACUUCACAGACAACCGAGCUACCACGUAGUAAGAGCCCUCGACAAGAUACCUGCGAGACUGAAAGUGGGCGGAGUCUGAGUGAAAAUACCGAAGAUUUUGAAUGUAUUAGUCAGAAGAGUUCGCCACAUGGAAGUGAUGAGGGCAUUGGUCAUCUGUGCGGCAACGAGGUAGAAAAUGAUGAUGAUACGGAAAAUAACAGCAGCGAAUCUUGCCAAAGUUGUAAAACAGAGAGAGAAAUUAAUGGAAAUGUGGAACUCGAUGACCAAUCUAGAAUAAAACCAAUUGAAGUUAAUACAUUUCCAGGUAGUCAAGAGAGGGAUGAUGUGGAAGAAGCCAUUUCAAAUCAGGGUGAGCAGGGUGGUUUAAUUGUGCCAGACAGUUUAGAUGCCAGUAGUCAUCUAACACCCGACUCCACAGCUGUCUCCCCUGUGUCGUCAAGUGGUGGUGUCUACUCGACUGAGUUAUUAGACUCAUUUGGAUUGAAUUUACAUCGAAUUGAGAAAGAUGUUCAGCGAUGUGACCGGAACUACUUUUACUUCACCCCAACUAAUUUGGAUAAAUUGAGAAACGUGAUGUGUACUUACGUCUGGGAGCAUCUUGAGGUCGGCUACGUGCAGGGUAUGUGCGACUUGGUGGCACCGCUGUUAGUUAUAUUGGACGAUGAGGCUAAGACAUACAGUUGUUUCUGUGAAUUGAUGAAAAGAAUGUCAAAGAAUUUUCCUCAUGGCGGCGCCAUGGAUACCCAUUUUGCCAAUAUGAGAUCUCUAAUUCAGAUAUUGGAUUCUGAAAUGUUUGAACUGAUGCAUCAGAAUGGAGAUUAUACUCAUUUCUACUUCUGCUAUCGCUGGUUCUUACUGGAUUUCAAACGAGAAUUGGUCUACGAUGAUACAUUCUCAAUGUGGGAGACAAUAUGGGCUGCUAAGCAUGUUUCUUCAGGUUAUUUUGUGUUGUUUGUAGCGCUAGCUUUGGUGGAGUACUAUAGAGAUAUCAUUCUGGACAACAACAUGGACUUCACUGAUAUUAUCAAAUUUUUUAAUGAAAUGGCAGAGCAUCAUGACGCCAAGGCUGUGCUGAAGAUUGGAAGAGACUUGGUGUUCAAGCUACAGAAUCUAAUAGAAAAUAAAUAA